AUGAAGUGGAUGAUCCUCGACGUUGCCAUUGGGGAGAGGGACAAGCUCAUCGACCUGGCCUACGACACCGACGACGACAAGCGACGGAGGCCCAUCGUUGAACCCUUGUUGACCGAGUGCGCCGGCCUCCCAUUCGACCCCGCCGCCGCCUACGCCCCGCCCUACGACAUGACGUCCAUGUUCACAAGCGUCAAGCAUGUCUUCUUCUUCGGCGGUAACUUGUAUCAAGUGUGGCGGAACGCCACCAGCGCCCGCUCUUGGCUGACGCCGGACGGUGGCCGGUUCGUCAUGUUGAAAGACCACAUCUUCGUCCUCAAGUACAACCCCGAGCGCCGGCCAUGCUGGGACGCAGUGACAGACCUAGGAGGCUACUCGGUGUUCGUCGGCAAGAACCAUCCUGUGGUGCUGCAGCCAAAGAAUGCGCCAGGCGUGACGGCCAACUGUGUGUACUGGAUCAACGAGCAAUCGAGGAAUGAGCCCAUGGUGUUCGACACGGUCACCGGGACCUCGACACUUCACCCUUCCACCGCCAAAGCACUGUCUCCCUCGUGCAAACUAGUUUGCUGCUGGUACUUCUUGGAUGACAAGAUUACAGAGGUCCAAGACUAUGGAAGAAAACCACGUCUAAUAAGUAUAGAUCAUUGCGAGCAGGUCUCCAAGAGUAGUCGGAAGGCUCACUAG
Molecule: messenger RNA, 681 nt
Organism: Miscanthus lutarioriparius
Lineage: Eukaryota; Viridiplantae; Streptophyta; Magnoliopsida; Poales; Poaceae
Source: the annotation of a GenBank genome assembly